UAGGUGCGUUAACAAUUGUCGUGUUUCCCAGGUUGUCUGCCAACCUCUUCAAGUGUUAAAAAGAAUAAUUUUAAUUAAUAAAAAUAUUCACGGAAAAUCAUGGCAGAACUGCUCAUAGAUCCACAUAUAAGAGGCUGGGUAUUCCUACCCAUUGUUGUGAUAACAUUUCUCGUGGGAAUCAUCCGGCACUACGUGUCCAUGCUGAUUUCUUCACAGAAAAAGGUGGAGCUGACGCAAAUUCAGGAUAGUCAAGCAAUGAUCCGGGCACGCUUAUUGCGUGAGAAUGGGAAGUACCUGACAAGCCAGGCAUUUGCAAUGAGACGACACUACUUUAACAAUGAGGAAACGGGAUACUUUAAAACACAGAAGAGACCCCCAGUGAGUCCCAACUCCACAGCCAUGCUGUCGGAUCUUGUGAAAGGGAACUUUAUAAACGUCCUGCCUAUGGUGGUUAUCGGAGGAUGGAUUAAUUGGAUGUUCUCGGGAUUUGUGACGACAAAAGUCCCAUUUCCAUUGACAUUGCGCUUCAAACCGAUGCUCCAGCGAGGUGUUGAGUUGGCAUCCCUUGAUGCAGCUUGGGUAUCAUCUGCCUCGUGGUACUUCCUCAAUGUCUUUGGCCUGAGGAGUAUCUAUACCCUUGUUUUGGGAGAGAAUAAUGCUGCUGAUCAGACGCAGGCAAUGCAGGAUCAAAUGUCCGGAGCAGCUGUGUCCAUGCCUCAGGAUCCCAAGGCUGCCUUCAAGGCCGAAUGGGAGGCAUUGGAGAUCACAGAGUACCAGUUUGCCCUGCAGAAUGUAGAAAAUGAGCUGAUGUCCAAUCUCAAUACACCAAAUUCAAUCUACCAUCAGAAUAAGGAGGAUGGAUAUUCUAGGAAUUAAAAAACUAGACAAAUAAAUUAAAUGCGAUUAAAUAGCACUAAAAUUAACACAGGGA
Molecule: messenger RNA, 931 nt
Organism: Lutzomyia longipalpis
Lineage: Eukaryota; Metazoa; Arthropoda; Insecta; Diptera; Psychodidae
Gene: EMC3
Product: ER membrane protein complex subunit 3
Exons: 2
Coding region: 100-876 (258 amino acids)
Biological process (GO): protein folding in endoplasmic reticulum
Cellular component (GO): EMC complex; membrane
Source: RefSeq, a predicted model, not a curated record